GGAAGACGAGGAGGAGGAGGAGGCGAUUGGCUGCCGUUUCGCCGGCGCUUGCGAGUCCCGCCGCCACACACGCACGCCGUACAAAACUCAGCCCAGGGCUGCGCCUGCCCCACUCGAGGCAGGGGCGAAGGAACCUGCCGGAGCUGUUUGCUGCUGUUUGCGCGCGCGCGCACGCCGGCUUCGCUCUCUCGCUCUCUCUCACCCCCCACCUCGUCCCGCCGGCAAACACCGCAGGCAGGUUGAGAGACGCGCCUUUCAACCCCCAUCACCGCCCACCACCCCACCCCGCGCCAGACGACCUCCCUCUCUCUCCCUUCCUCACUGGUUUCUCUCAAAAUCCACCCACCCCACCCGCGGCCGUGGCAGCGGCGAGGCUGGGUUGAGCUGAGCUGAGCUGCGCUCGCUCGGCUCCCGCGCGCUCCGGAUUCGGACGGGCGGUUUGAGGGGCGAGUCAGUCCGUCUCCGGCACCCCCAGCAAGGCAAGCGGGGAGGCAUGGCGAGCUCUCCGCGCGCGCUGCUCUGCUGGUGGUUUUGCCUCUGGUUGAGCUGCCGCUGCCUGGUGGCCGAAGGGUCCGGCGAGCGCCCGGGCGGGUUCGCCAAAGGGAGCAUAAGAGGCGGAGGGCGCAGGAGCCGGGCGGCCGAAACUGAGGCGGUGGAGCAGCCUUCCCCGCCGGUGGUCGUCUCCGCUGCCGCGGAUAAAGUGUCGGAACACAUGCUGCGCCUUUACGUCCGCUACAGCGGCCGGAGUCGGGAUUCGGAGGCGGCCGGAACGUCCCGGCUGUUUCAUCUCCGAGAAGGCAACACGGUGCGAAGCUUCCGAGCGCUGCCGGCAGGGAUACUUGGCCACAAAGAGGUGUAUGUUUUUAAUCUCACCUCCCUCACGAAGUCUGAAAAUAUCUUGUCGGCUCUGUUGCAUUACUACGUCGGAGAUCUUCAGAACGGCAGCACCAACUGCCCUCAACACAACAGCUGUUCUCUGGGCCUCAGGAAACCGGACCUACAGAUCAAGCUUUUGCUCUUGAGUUUCCCAUCACCAACAAACCAGUCACGAACCCUCGGCCGUUACGUGGUCAACGUCUCCGCUUCUUUGCAGGAUGACCAUUUGUGGCAAUGCAAAAACAUCACCUGGGACUUGAGGCGAGCAAAGGAGCACAACCAUCUCAUGAUCGGGGUCCAGAUGGCCUCCCUUGGCCAACCUCCAUGGAAGAGCCUGCAUCUCAGCUAUGAACCCUACAUCCUGGUCUACGCCAACGACUCCGCCAUUUCAGAACCGGAAAGUGUGGUUUCCAGCUUGCAAGGUCAUUGGAAUCCACCGCCUGGGACUUUCCCCAAACUGGACAGCCAGUCAAUCAGUGACCUCAGUGGACAGCGGCCCAAGCGUUCCACCAGCUUCCUUCUGCCCUUGCAGAACAACGAACUCCCAGGAGCUGAGUAUCAGUACAGUGAGGACGACGGAUGGGAGGAGAGGAAGCACUACAAAACCCUGCAGCCACGGCUGGCGGAAAGGUCAAAGGGUAAGAAAAAGCCCAGAAAACACAAUCAUCAGAAGAGCCAGACCCUUCAGUUCGACGAGCAGACCCUGAAAAAGGCCAGGCGGAAGCAGUGGAAUGAACCAAGAUCUUGCUCGAGGCGCUAUCUCAAAGUAGAUUUUGCAGAUAUAGGCUGGAGCGAAUGGAUCAUUUCUCCUAAAGCUUUUGAUGCUUUCUAUUGCUCAGGUGAAUGCCAGUUCCCUAUUCCAAAGGCCCUGAAGCCCUCCAACCAUGCGACCAUUCAGAGCAUUGUAAGAGCCGUAGGGGUCGUCUCUGGCAUCCCGGAGCCUUGCUGUGUUCCGGACAAGAUGACAUCGCUCAGCAUUUUAUUCUUCGAUGAAAACAAAAACGUGGUCCUCAAAGUGUAUCCAAAUAUGACAGUGGAAUCCUGUGCCUGCAGAUAACCUCACCACUUUCCACGGCGACUUUCGUUGCUUCAUAAACCUCUCCUCUUUCCAUUUACGAAAGCAUAUUGUUGUCCAGUUUUACGAGCAGAUGAGUAAGCAAGAGCUGAGAAGGAACAUGGAAUAGGUUUCCCCAACGGUAAUUUUCCUACUGGGAGCAUAGAGAAGGAAGUUUUGAAAGCUCACCACAGGGGCAAAUAACGUGUGGGUUGGGGAAGAUAGGAAAAUGAGAACUGGAAAGAAUUCCAUCCGGAACUGAAGAUGAGCAGGAAAACACAAUCUACGUUUUUAUGCUGUGUUUGAAGACCGUUCACCCAAGCUGCUGGUUUUCCCCAAUCCGUUCUUCCAGAAUGUAAUGGUGAAGGAGAUUUUAAUAUACAUAUUGUGCUUUUGAAGCUAAGCUUUCCACUUUAGGUUAUAAGAAGACUCAAAAUAUACCAUAAGCUAAUAAGAUCCUACUUCUCAUAUUUCAAAGUUUCAAAUAUUCUUUUUUUUAAAAAAAUCUAACCUGUUGGUUUCCCUAGCAUAACAUGUCAGUAGUGUUUUGCUCCACCCCUCACAAAAAAAGCAAGGGCUUUCAUUCUUAAAAUAAUAGGGACUUUUUUAUCUGAAAGCAGAAAUAUGUUUCUGGUGCUUAUUUAGUAAAGAUCGGGUUAACCUUACACACCUCUCUUGGUUAUAAAAUCUUGAUCUCCGUACUGAAUACCAGAAAGAAGUGAUAAAGGGGGUAGAGUUUCAAAUUUUGGUUUUGCCAGUCAAUUAGGGUAGCCUAUAAUUUUAAUAACCAUUUCACAAUGGGAAUUGGGUGACGAUCUCUACAAACUACAAAAGGAUUAAAGAAAAUAUAACGAAUAUGUUUAAUGCGUGACCCAUUUGGGAAGGGAGCUGAUAACGUUCUUAACUAGGCCCCGGAUCAUCAAAGUUGAAAGGCCAUUCCUUGAUUUAAUGGGUUGAUUUCAACAUGUUGCCUGAACUCGGCCACUGGAGUUUGUGAAGAUGGUCUGUGGCUAUAUAAGCUAGGUGAAUUGUAAUGUAUUUAAUGAACUAUGGUUAAACCAUGGCUUAGCAAGAUGUAUGAACUCAGCUUAGCUCUCAGAAUCUAUUUCAGUGUGAAAAUGCAGCCACCCCUGGUAGUUAGAGGCAGUUGUGCCAAUAUACAGAAUACAUACGUGUGGCAGAAAGCAGGAAAGUGAAAAUGGCAAUCGCAAUAGAAGCAUAGCUAUUAGAAGCAAGCAGCCAUCACUUGUCAUGCAAAGCCAAAGCCAGUAGCUUUAUAGUUUGCCACAUACAUUACAAGAAUCUCCCAAGACAGGGUUGCAUUUGCAGGAAUGACCAAAUAAAGCUUCAAAGAUCUUGGGGGAGGUCAAACUUGCAUGCUUGCGGCCAUGCAAGGAUUCCAAGCUAAGCUCUCACUUGACCCCCUCCUUCCAGGCUAACGGGCAAUUUUCCAACACUUGUCCUCUUUUUUACAUGCAUCGUGCAUGCAGAACACAUUUAAAAGGGGUGGGGCUUCAAACUUGUCCUAACAGCCAUCUUGACAUUUUCACGCACGCACACAUACACACACACACACACUCACUCACAUCUCAAUGACAACAUGCAUAACUAUGUAGAACGUAGAUCUUGGGUCUUCAAAGUUGGCAACUUUAAGACUUGUUGACCAUUUCUGGCCCAGGAACUCUGGGUGUUGAAGUCCGCAAGUCUUAAAAGUUGCCAGGUUUGGAGGCCCCUGCCCUAGAUCAUUUGGAAAGGUUAGGAUCUGGGUUCAAAUCGACCCCUGCAUCUUCUGCAUCUUACAGGAGAUGGAAAGUGCCUUCCAUACUCUGCUGAAAGCCUGGGACAAUUUUCUUGCAUUCAGGCAAAACUGUAGCAGUGCAAAUGGGGUUUUCCAGCUUUAAUUUCUAGAGAGGCGAGUUGCAGAUUCAAAUGGUUGAAUACUGUCUUAAUGAACAACCAAUUCAUUUGUUAUUAAUCUUACCGCCUCCUUGUCUAUGUAAAAUGUAUAUAAAUAAUGAAAUAAGACUUUUGUACAUUUUUUUUUUGUUUAGGAAUAAAUGCUUGUACAGUUGG
Messenger RNA from Ahaetulla prasina, 4003 nucleotides. RefSeq names its product bone morphogenetic protein 3 (gene BMP3). Gene Ontology annotation, molecular function: growth factor activity; cytokine activity. Bases 494 to 1933 code for a protein of 479 amino acids. Gene Ontology annotation, biological process: BMP signaling pathway; SMAD protein signal transduction; osteoblast differentiation. The record is from RefSeq and is a predicted model, not a curated record. The transcript is spliced from 3 exons. Gene Ontology annotation, cellular component: extracellular region. NCBI's taxonomy places the organism in Eukaryota, Metazoa, Chordata, Lepidosauria, Squamata, Colubridae.